GGCGAAGAAAUAUAUGGUGCCUCCACUCGCUGAGAAAUGUACCGCAUAUCUGCGCGACAAUUUGAAAGCAUCCAACGUAUUUUGCAUUCUGCCGCGCGCUCAGAAGUUUGAAGACAAAGAUUUGGAAGAUCGAUGCUGGGAGGUGAUCGAGAAGCAGUCAGAAGAGGCUGUGAUGUCAGAUGAAUUUGUCACAGUUGAGCGACCUGUAGUCGAGUCUGUUGUGAAGAGAGAAGUGUUGAACGUGAAGGAAGUGGAACUGUUUAAAGCUGUUGAUCGCUGGGCCACAAAAGAAAGUGAAAGGCAAGGGACAAGUCGUGAUGGAGACGAAAAGAGACGAAUUCUUGGAGAAGAGAUCGUAAAAGCGAUACGAUUUCCACUGAUGUCGCAAAAGGAAUUUGUCUCUUUCGUAAUUGAUACUCACGUCCUUACUUAUGAAGAGGUCGGCGAUAUGAUGAAACACUACAAUGGUGUUUUCAUAUCUUCUUUACCCUUCUUGCAAGCUCCAAGGAUUGGAUUCGCUACACAUCGGUGCCGCAGAUUUAGAAAGUUUCUUGCGCCCGUUGGCCGUUGGAAUUACUCCGGUAAUCCUGAUUCUAUCAAUUUCAGUGUAGACAAGCCCAUCAAGUUUUUUGGAGUUCAGCAUUUUGGUUCUGAAGGUGGAGAGUACACAGUUUCCACAGAAGUGAAAGAUAGCACUGAUGGCUCCUCUCUGGUAAAACAAUCUGGAGUCUUCUCCUCUAUUAAGGACGAAACCGAUUCCUAUUACAGCUUUGAUGUACAGUUUGAUCGUCCAGUUUGUUUGGAGAAAAGUAAGGAGUACAAGUUAGUGUCGCUUAUAAAGGGUCCACAGUCAUGGUUUGGACAAGAAGGACAAAGAUCUGUUGAGUCUCAGGGUAUAAGAGUGUUCUUCUGUACCUCGGACGGUAGAACUAACGGGACCUCUGAUACAAGAGGCCAGUUUCCUGCCCUAUUUAUAGGCUGAAGCAUUCCUUUGUAGUUCUUAAAAAGCGUUCUAAAGAGCGGGGGAGGGAGGGGGGAGGGGUUUAUAAAUACCCAAAACCCAGUACCAUUGCCAUAUAUUUUGUUUGUGAUUUCCAGUCCCAGUGACACAAAUCCCAUUGUCAUAGUGAAGAAAUCCCAGUUCCCAUUUUACCAAGGCCCAAGCUAAUAACCUGUACACAUGUAGUUUGAUGUUCAAGAGUCCUAUCUACAUUGGAACACUGCUUGACGUAAAAACUUCGUUCGCAGGGUCCGUCUUUUUCCCAAUCCUGGAACGAGGUUUGCCCCCCAGAAAUCCUGAUCUAGUAACAGUUUUGUUAGUUGUGAAUGGUCCAAGUAACACUCAAAGUCUGAGUAAAUACAACCUAAAAAGAGGAUUGUGACGGCACGUAGAAUAGUAAAAAGGAAAACAUGAAGAUAAUGAUAAUUGUAUUUCAGUCCAAAGUUUAGUUUAGGAGGCACAAAUGGGCGUGAAGACUUUUGGGAAUAUAUUUUAAACACGCAUAUGCUAUCCCAGCUGAACUAUUAAUUCGCCGGCUGAUGAAACAAGCCAACAGCAAACCCUAUUAAUAGUGGUAAUUUAGCCAUGUGUAUGAAAUAAAUUGAAUUUGUUAACAGGGGAAGAAGGGAAAGGGGCAAUGAAAGUGAAAGUAAUUUUGUUAGUUAGAGAAACGGAAACGGAAUAUUUUGUCAAACUGCGCUAUCGACAUUUUCGGCACCAAAAUGUUGGGAAAAAUUUUCGUUUGGGGCGCCAUAGUCCCCCUUGCUCCCCUCGCCGCUUAUGAUGAUUCAAAGAAUUCUAUGAAUACUAAGUCAAUCUGUGCAUUACUCCAGUUGGUGUCCAUAGCGGCAAAAUGUUAACCUGCAGUGCAGGUGUAAUAGGAAACUUAAGCUCUGAUGACGGCGUCCCCAGGGACGACGUCCAGUAAAAAUGGAAUAUUUAUAUUUUACUCUGUUCAGUGCGAUUAAUUCAAAAAGAGAUACGAAAUAUUUGCGGUCGCAGCCCACGUUCUACACACACUUGCAGAACUUGGUCAUUGUUUGUUGUUUUUUUCGGAGGGUACGAAAUAAGCGAAGAUUUAUAAUGCACGUGCAUAGAUAUUGUUUUGCUCAUUAAAGCUUUUGUGUGAUGACGUUCUCGUUGCCAUCGCCGUCGUAGUUUGCCUAAGUUCCCUAUUUUUGGCACGCGAGUGCACAUUUUCCUAUUAGGCCGCCAUCUUGGAUUAGGUAGCUGUGGAGGGUUCGGGUGGAGAAAAAUUUGCAGAGGGAGUAAGCAAUGCAACCAGUUACAAUCCAAGAUGGCGGCAUCGAAAACUUGGGUUGCUUUUCAUGCCAGAGCGAUCGGUCAGAGACCAGUGGAGGAAAAUUGGAACGACAUUUUCCUAUCAAACCGGGCUAACCAAAAGGAAUGGCUCUUACCAUAUUUUUUUAUUCCUUUUCCGAAUUUUCUACAUAAUUGAAAUCUACCAAAGAGAGGUAGGGCAAUGAACCGGUUUGUCAAAAUGGAACGGCAAAUUUCGGUUGGACCAGUCCGACCGGUCAAAGCGGAUCACCUCUAGAGAUGUAAAUGCUUGUUUAUUCAGUUCAGGUAAACAGUCAACUAGAAAGCCAAAAGAAAGUUCCAGAUGUUUACACUAUUUUCCGGCCGCCAUAUUGGUGUACCAGGGAGGCUGUGAAUUUGCGCAAAGCAUUUCGACGAAUAUCUGAUGUUUGGGAAAGCGCAGAGACCUAAAACUUGGAAAGGUGUCUUCUUUAAUUAUCUCCUGUAACAUUACAAUUUCUUGACUUUAUCCACUGAAUAGUUUUUGAUUUACAUGUAUCUUGACGAAAAUGUGUGCAAGCAAGGGUAUGGUUUGCUGUUUUCCAAUGCAGGAUUUUGGGCGAGAUUGUUGUAUAUGACUUGUCAUCGACGGACGUGAGACUGCAGGUUUCUGCGUGACACACAACAGAUCAUGUUGUUGUGUGACAAGCAGUAACACCAACGGCCACUUGUCCAGCGGUAGCACUUCCUCUUAUUGUUAUUCCUGUUUCGCUUUUGUCAAGAGAAGAACUCGAAACAUUGCUGUAACGAAUAAAACUGCAAAGACCAAGAAAAACAACGAUGGCUGUUGUUGAAGAGAACUGGCAGAAAAAACGAUCAACUACUG
Molecule: messenger RNA, 3146 nt
Organism: Orbicella faveolata
Lineage: Eukaryota; Metazoa; Cnidaria; Anthozoa; Scleractinia; Merulinidae
Product: BTB/POZ domain-containing protein 6 pseudogene
Source: RefSeq, a predicted model, not a curated record